Molecule: messenger RNA, 1532 nt
Organism: Hibiscus syriacus
Lineage: Eukaryota; Viridiplantae; Streptophyta; Magnoliopsida; Malvales; Malvaceae
Product: SAC3 family protein C
Exons: 8
Coding region: 73-1356 (427 amino acids)
Biological process (GO): mRNA export from nucleus
Cellular component (GO): cytoplasm; transcription export complex 2; nucleus
Source: RefSeq, a predicted model, not a curated record
CCACUGCGUGCACCGCCGUCCAAGGAGAGAGCCCAAAACCCAAUCGAUCUUUCCUAGUGGCCACUAGACACCAUGGACGACAGCAACCGCCGCCGUCAACCCCGGCGAAACCAGCCCUCCUCUUCCACUUCCUCCACCGCCCCUACACGUUUCCGGUCUCAAAAAUUCUCUACAAAUCCAACCAGAACCACCCAAUCCUCAAAUUUCAUUCCAUGCUCCAAUACAACCACUGGAACUACCCAUGACAAUACCAGAAAUCCCGGCCAUAUCCCUAAUUGGAAAUCUGAAGCAAAUCCCUCGAAUAAUAAACAAGAGGAAGAAACAGAAGCAAGAGGAGAUGUUGGUUCUAUAAUUGGAACUUGCCCUUUCAUGUGCCCUGAAGGAGAGAGAGCACAGAGGGAACGCCUACGAGAUUUAGCUGUUUUCGAGAGGCUAAAUGGAGAUCCUUGGAAAACAUCUCCAGCUUUAGCUGUGAAAAAGUUUUGCAGAACUAUAUCACAGAAGUACGUCCAAUCGUCAGGUGUGCGCCCUCUCGCAGUAUUGGAAGAUACAUUAAACUAUCUUCUAAACUUACUUGAUUCAAGUGAUCAUCCUUUCGAAGUGAUUCAUGACUUCAUCUUCGAUAGGACUCGAUCGAUAAGGCAGGAUCUUAGCAUGCAGAAUAUUGUCAAUGAAAGAGCAAUUCGCAUGUACGAGAAAAUGGUAAAAUUUCAUGUAGUGUCUCACCAAAAGCUUAGGAAUUGUAGCGGUUCAAGUAUUGCUUCUCUGCAAUAUCUAAACAUGGAGCAGCUUACAAAGACUUUGACAUCUCUGUAUAUUAUGUAUGAAGCUAAUCAUGAGAACAACUCUGUUAACGAGAAUGAAGCCCAGUUUCGUUCAUUUUACCUGCUUCUUCACCUAGAUUCGAAGAAUCAACAAACGGAGUCGUCGUUGUCAUUAUGGUUUCGUGGUGUACCCUCUCCCAUAAUGAAGUCUAAAGAAAUGUGUUUUGCCCGUCAAGUUCUAAGACAUUAUCGAAUGGGAAACUAUAAACGUUUUCUCUGUACUGUUUCAUCUGAGGCAUCAUAUCUACAGUAUUGUAUUAUCGAGCCAUAUGUUAAUGAGGUUCGAGCACUGGCGAUUUCAUAUAUAAAUAAUUGUUGCUACAAGGUUCAUCCAUAUCCUUUGGAACAAUUGUCCAAACUAUUGAUGAUGAAGGAAUCAGAUGUGGAAUCCCUUUGUCAUGCAUGUGGUCUCGAGACUUUGACGGACAACGGCGAAAAUAAAUCCUUACCAACGAAACAAACAACAUUCUCAUUCCCCGAAGGAAGUUUGCAAAGCUACAAACUUAUAGGGUUACAGGCAAUGACAAGGUAACCUUCCAUUCUAACUCAGUCUUAUAUUUAGGAGUUGCUGGUGAAGAGAGUGGGUGGAUAGUCCUUGUAUACAGUUGAUGUUCGUUUGUUAUUUCAGUUUUAUUUCGAUAGAUAAUUCGAGUUGUAAGUAAUGUUAUAAUUAGGGUUGAAUUCUGGUGUUGUUUGGGGUGUUAUUGU